CCACGGCGGUGCCCUUCCCCCAGGCCCGUCUGCCAGGCUUGCACCCCCAUUACACCAGCCUGCGCCCAGGGGGGCUGCCCACAGGCUUGGGAACUACACGUGUGGGACGGUGCAGGGAAAGACUGUAUCGUAAGGGGAGGGGGGAGCAUUAAGGCUCCUCGGGUAAACUUCAUUCUGACCUUUCCUGACCUUUGAUUGCUGACGGCGUGACCUGAACAGUUAUUUCAUUUGUUCCUGUCCUUAACUCACCCUAACAUUUUGCACAUCUCCAUCAUCACAAAAAAACCCUCCACCCUCCAGUACCUCUUCACAGGCUGUUCUCCUAGCAGCAACUGCCUGAUCAGCUUACCAGCAUACUUUAGGCGACUCUUUUCCUGGGCAACGUACAAAAUGAGUGGCAGCAGGACCAUUCUGUGAAAGAAGCAGCAGUUCCUCAGUCCACUUGCUGUUCCAAGGUCCACGCAGCCUGGUUCCUUCAUCUCUCUGUAGGUACAAGGCUGAGAUGAGAAAAGAGUGCCUGGUUUGAUGUAAUCUCAGCAAGGAUUUUGGUCAAGGAAGAUGGUGCUGGACUCGGGGACGCAGUCGUAUGAGCGGCAUCGCAAUGUCCUGAGCGCCAGCCCCCAGCGUGAGAGGGAUGGGAAAAAGUUCUCUGAACACAAUGGGCUGCGACUCUAUUCCUACCUCUCCCCUUCGCCAUCUCCAGAUUCAGACCCUACCCACCUGGGCCAAAAGCUCAAAAUGCCUCCUAGGCGCAAGUGCUCCAAGGUCUCAGAAGCAAGGCCUGAGGUCAGGCGGCUGUCACAAACCUGCUCUGCCUGCCCAAGUCCCUGCAGCUGGAUGCGCCGUAGCGAGAGCACCUGCACUGUGAAUAGCAGCGGCCGGGCACGUGCACAAAUCCGCAGUGCAGCUUCCCUGCCUCAUAUUGCCAGGCCAAAGGUUGAGGAGAUCAGCGUCAGCAGGAGGAGUCCUUGCCUGCUGGUGGCCCUUAGGCCUUUGAACGUUGACAAGGAGAGAGAGAAGUUCUUCCAGUCUUGUUAUACUUACAACCCACAGUUUGAGUAUGAGGAGCCUGUCCCUACGGCUGUGCUGGAGAAAUACAGACAUGCAUCAGACCAGUUCAUUACACAGGCAACUGGGAUCAUUCAUGCCGUCCUGGAGAAGUACGGCUCUUAUGAGCGCUUUGAAGUGGCUACUGGUGGAAGAGUGCUGAGCAAGUGCCAAAUCUGGUCUAUUAUCCGGAAGUACAUGCAGAAGGAGGGCUGUGUGGGAGAGGUGGUCGUUCAUCUGACCGAGGACCUCCUGUCCCAAGCUGUGAUGAUGGUGGAGAACAGCCGGCCCACCCUGGCGAUCAACCUGUCCGGAGCCCGGCAAUACUGGCUGGAGGGCAUGCUGCGCCACGAAAUAGGCACUCACUACAUCCGUGGGGUGAAUAAUGCCCGCCAGCCUUGGCACAGCAUGGAGGGCCGUAAGCGGUACGGCCUGAAGCCUGCUAACCCCACAGAAGAAGGCCUGGCUAGUCUGCACAGUGUCCUCUUCCGUAAGCAGCCCUUUCUGUGGCGGGCAGCACUGCUCUACUACACUGUCCACCAGGCCACUCACAUGUCCUUCAGCGCGCUCUUCCAGCACUUAGAGCAGUACGUGCAGGACGCCCUCGUCCGGUGGGAGUACUGCGUGCGGGCAAAACGAGGCCAGACUGACACCUCACAGCCAGGCUGUUUCAGUAAGGAUCAAGUGUAUCUGGAUGGAAUUCUCCGCAUCCUGAGGCAUCGGCAGACUAUUGACUUCCGGUUGCUGGCAGCACUGGGCAAGGUCUCCUACGAAGAUGUGAAUCAGCUGAAGAAAUUUGGGGUUCUGGAGAAGGCACGAAUCCCCCAUUUCAUGCAGGACAUGGAACGGUACAGGCAGCAGCUUGACCACAUCAUCGCCACCAACAGACUGAAUGAGGAGCAGCUCGAGCAGUUGCUGCCGGGCUGACCAGGUCUGCAGGGUCCUGACCUGCCUGCCCCUGUGGCAGUGUCCCACUUCCCAGGUCACACUACCUUGCGGACAGGAAGCCUUAGGCACAAAAAGGAGUUGUCUUGUGUGCAUGUCUGAUUGCAGCCGUCCAAAGCAUUUAGGGUGCCCAGGGGUCUGUGUAUUAUUCAUUUUGUGACUGUUCGGCAGGUCAGUCCUGACCGGGAGGAGGCUGUCAUUUCAGAGCUUCCUCCCAGCCAUUCAGCAUUGGGUCCUGCAAAGGGAGAGCUGGUCGGGUGGGGGUUCCUGCAGCAGGCCACAGCUUAGCAGUAUGGAACGCGGUGGUGAGGGUGGGGGGAGGGGACGAUGGCUAAGAUGCAUGCAAUGCCACAGGAGGGAACUAGCACCACAGGUGCUUGGGGGGUGGGGUUUUUAAAUGCUGUUGCUGGGAGAGGGCGCAAGGAAGGAUGAUGGAAGAUAGUUAAACAAAUCCAAGGUGGAGAACAGAAAUGUUCUAUAGGAAUCACUGAGAGGACGGUGAAGUCUGCAGAUCAUAGAUUAAAACCCUAGGAGGGAGCGGUGGAUUGGUCAGGGAGGGUGGAAGGAUGUGAGGUGUUGGAGGAGCAGAGCCGGACGAGUGCUGCACUCCAGGAGAGGGUGAAGGAGCACCAGGGCUGUUCUCGUCUAUAUUGGUUCUUGUCCUGUGCUCAUCGCUGCAGUACCUGGGCAGAGGGGAAACCAUACAGCUAGGAGUGACUUCUCUAGCUGGGGAGAGGGGACUGGAUAUUAUUAAAGAAAUCAAAUGUAGGCUGCAUGCCAUGAAAAGCUUCUGCCAGCGCGAUAUUCCCUCAUCAGGAGGUGCUCUGGUCAGCACCAGAACUCAGUCAGCUGCUUCUUUGCUUCCCACCCAGACAUUGCCUGUAAAAAUGCCUUUGCCCCUGACCAUUCCUCAGCUGUAAGGAAGAUUUUAAUCCCCCCAAUAAAGAUUUUUUUUCCACUCGUGUUUACAUGGGAAGUGUCAGUGAUGCUGGAGGCCUCACUGGGGGACUAGCGAAGAAACGGGGGAUGGUGUCACCCAAGAACUUGAAAUCUGAGCACCAGCUUUCUGGUAGUGCUGGGGGACUAUUGUGAAUGGUCCCUGCCCAGUCAGUGGUAGUUCAGUGAGAGUGGCCAGUUCCAUUCUGAACGUCCUUUCUCCAUUGCUUAGAACUUUGUCA
Molecule: messenger RNA, 3170 nt
Organism: Gopherus evgoodei (Goodes thornscrub tortoise)
Lineage: Eukaryota; Metazoa; Chordata; Testudines; Testudinidae
Gene: MATCAP1
Product: KIAA0895 like
Exons: 7
Coding region: 559-1974 (471 amino acids)
Source: RefSeq, a predicted model, not a curated record